CAUUGGUUCGCCGGCGGCUGCUCGAUUCCCACGUUUCUUCUUGCUCCCGAUCCGAAACCACGGAGAAAAUGUUACUUUUUAAGGAAGCAACAUGCAAUAUUCAACGAUUAAAAUAUUGCUGUAGAUUGCUGAAAUUCCAUGAAAUUCCAACACGUUAUAAAAGUGGGAGAUACAGUGACACGUUGAAUUUGCCGAACACUUCUUUUGAGCUGUGGGGUGCAGCAAACAGGGAGCAGUCAGUUCAAACGGCUUGUGGAUUUGAAGAGCUUUACUCAUGGCAGAGGAAUGUAUCUCGGGAUAAACACUUCACAUUACAUGACGGCCCACCCUAUGCGAAUGGAGACGUGCAUGUUGGUCAUGCAUUAAAUAAAAUUCUCAAAGACAUCAUCAACCGUUACAAGCUGAUGAAAGGUUACAAGGUUCACUAUGUGCCUGGAUGGGACUGUCAUGGUCUACCCAUUGAACUCAAAGCACUUACCGAAUCCAAAGAAGAUUUCAGAAAGCUUUCUGCUUCAAAGAUCAGGUCUCGAGCUAGAAAAUUUGCAUUGAAAGCCAUUGAAAGUCAGAUGACAGCAUUCAAACGAUGGGGUAUCAUGGCUGACUGGGAUAAUUGCUAUUACACCUUUGACAAAGAAUAUGAAGCUUCGCAACUCCAACUCUUCCUUGACAUGUAUGAAAAGGGAUUUAUCUAUAGAGAUGUUAAACCUGUUAAUUGGUCUCCUUCAUCAAGAACUGCUUUAGCUGAAGCCGAAUUGGAAUACAACCCUCAUCAUAUAUCACCGGCAAUCUAUGUCAAAUUUUACGUUCAUUCUCCUUCAGCUAUGCUGUCAGAUGCAUUAGGCAACACUGACAGUGUAGCUGUGGUUAUAUGGACGACAACUCCUUGGACUAUUCCAGCCAAUCAGGCGGUCUGUUACAUGGCAGACAAAGACUACUGCUUGUUGGAAUGCAAGGGCACUGGUGAUAGGCUGAUCAUCGCUUCUGAAAGAGUGGAAGAUCUGAAAGAAGUUUGGGGAAUGGAUCUCAGAAUCAUUAUCACAUUCUCAGGAAGAUGCCUUGAAGGUUGUACCCUUCAUCAUCCCUUAGAUCAAUGUCAUCAUGUACCACUACUUCCUGCUAACCAUGUCAAGAUGGGUUUGGGUACCGGUCUGGUCCAUACCGCCCCUGCACAUGGUGCCGAGGACUACGGUGUAGCAAUACAGCACAAUCUCAAAGUGACGUGUAAUGUUGACAGUGAGGGGUUCUAUACGGAUGAUGUCAGAGAUGAGCUGAGAGGAAAAAAUGUUCUUCUUGAUGCAAAUCAAACAGUAAUUGACAUGUUGACAUCGAGCAAUCAUCUUCUUCAUCAAGAGAGCUAUGAGCAUAGCUAUCCUUCCGAUUGGAGAACGAAGAAACCUAUUAUUAUCAGGGCCAGUAAACAAUGGUUUAUCAAUACUGCUAGUCUCAGAGAUAAAGCCUCAGAUUGCCUUGAUGAUGUUGACAUGAGACCAGCGUACGGAAGAGCGACUAUGAGAACUCAGCUAGCUGCUAGGACCUUCUGGUGCAUCUCACGCCAGAGAGUAUGGGGCGUACCAAUCCCUGUUAUCUACAAUAAACAUACAGAUGAACCUAUACUAAACAAAGAAUUAGUGAAUCAUGUGACUGAUCUGGUGAAGUGUCAUGGGAGCGAUUGCUGGUGGAUGCUAAGCAAGGAUCAAAUCGUUCCACAAAAUGUUUUAAAUCAGUAUAAUCUAUGUCUUGAUGAUGUGGUACUUGGUGAUGAUAUCCUGGACAUCUGGUUUGACAGUGGUGCAUCGUGGUCGCAUGUUUUAAAAGAUGCAGGUUACAAAGCUGAUGUUUAUAUGGAGGGAGAAGAUCAGUAUGGAGCGUGGUUCCAGACCAGUUUACUCACCAGUAUAGCUUCACAAGGUACUGCUCCAUACAGGUCUAUUUUGGUGCAUGGGUUUGCCUUGGAUGGCGAGGGACGUAAAAUGUCAAAAUCUCUCGGGAACGUCGUCGACCCAGAUAUCAUCGUCCGUGGUGGAAAGAACAAAAAGAAGGAGCCGGCGUACGGAGCUGACGUCUUAAGAUGGCGGAUGGCAGACUCUGACUGGAUGGGUCGUAUCAACGUCAGCCCCGAUCUCUUUGCGAUGACCAACCAGAACAUCAUAAAGCUACGCAAUACGUUCCGCUACUUCCUUGGAAACUUGUAUGACUUUGAGCCAAGCGAGGGCGCACUGGAGAUGACAUCGCUUGAUAGAUACAUGCUUCAUCUCCUUCAUGAGUACUGCGGUCACGUGACCAGAUCCUACGAGGAUUACGAAUUCAGCGAGGUCACAAGAAGGGCUAUGGAUCUAAUUCACAACAAGAUAUCGUCUUUCUACCUUGAAACAGUUAAAGAUAGGUUGUAUUGUGAUAGGGCAGAGAGUGAGCGAAGACGAUCAUGUCAGACUGUUCUUCAUCAUCUGCUAGAGGUCAUUUCAAGGUCAUUGGCCCCCAUAGUCCCACAUCUAGCUGAAGAAGUUCAUCUCCAUCACGCUGGGAAGAAAGAAGGAAGUGUAUUCAAGACGGGCUGGAUAAACCCUGACCCUGAAUGGCAUCAACCUGAUCUAGCUAAACAAUGGGGCGCCCUCACAGUCCUACGAGAGACAUUCCACUGUGCCAUUCACGCUCCUAAGAGCAGAGAGUAUGAUGUCACUAUCUAUACAGAGGAUACUCAUUUGCUUCAUAUUCUCCAGUCACUUCAAGAAGACGAGACAAGCUGUGAAUCAGAUCUCACAGAAUUCAUGAUGUCAUCCUUCACAACAGUCACCAUGGCAACCCCUCCAGUUGAUAUUCCAGAUGGAUGUACGCUGGUUUCUGCAGAGCUUCCAGUGUUGGGUGAAGUGAACAAACAGAUGAUAUGCAGUCUCGUGAUCCAGCCUGCCACUCAUUAUCGGUGCAAUAGAUGUAGGAAGCACACUGCUGAAGAUCCCAACAGACUCUGUGUGCGUUGUACUGCAUCUCUUACUGACGGCUGGGAAUGAGUCUACAAGGCCUCAAAUAGAGCCCAAGUACUGUGCGUGUUGCAGUUAGGCUUUAAAGGCACAUCGACGUCAGUUUCAGUAAACCUGCAAAUAAAUAUAGGAUUUGUAAAGCGCACGUAUCCACCUUGCUAGGUGCUCAAGGCACUCCUAUAUUACCCCGGCUAAGCUAGUCUACCGAUUCUGGUG
Molecule: messenger RNA, 3191 nt
Organism: Lytechinus variegatus (green sea urchin)
Lineage: Eukaryota; Metazoa; Echinodermata; Echinoidea; Temnopleuroida; Toxopneustidae
Product: isoleucine--tRNA ligase, mitochondrial-like
Exons: 21
Coding region: 69-3005 (978 amino acids)
Biological process (GO): isoleucyl-tRNA aminoacylation
Cellular component (GO): cytosol
Molecular function (GO): tRNA binding; aminoacyl-tRNA deacylase activity; ATP binding
Source: RefSeq, a predicted model, not a curated record